Melitaea cinxia (Glanville fritillary) is the source of this 3063-nucleotide messenger RNA. RefSeq names its product serine/threonine-protein kinase tousled-like 2 (gene Tlk). The coding region runs from base 424 to 2787 and encodes 787 amino acids. Gene Ontology annotation, molecular function: protein serine/threonine kinase activity; ATP binding. Gene Ontology annotation, cellular component: nucleus. Lineage: Eukaryota; Metazoa; Arthropoda; Insecta; Lepidoptera; Nymphalidae. Gene Ontology annotation, biological process: intracellular signal transduction; peptidyl-serine phosphorylation; chromosome segregation. The transcript has 17 exons. The record is from RefSeq and is a predicted model, not a curated record.
UAUUGUAUUGUCAUUGGUCAUCUAUCUUAAUCGUUUUGUCUUGAUUUUGUCUACAUCUAUGCUGUGGUUGCAAAUUUUUGAUUUGCACUUUCAUUAUCCAUAUAAAUAUUAGUGUUUUUGUUACUUAAGAUAUGUUUAUUUGUUAAUUUUACGAUUAAGAAACUAAGCACUAAAUCGUUAGUAAGGAAAAAUACGUGUUGUUGGCGGGAGAAUAAAAUAACUAUUAUUGUUUACAAUAAAAUUCAUGCGUCGCCAUAUUCGCACUUAUUGCAAUGACAUUUUAUUAAGUCGUGGUUUAGAAAUACAAUAAAUGAACAGUGAAAUUGAUAUAUUAGUUUAGAAGCAUAGUGCCUUGCCGGAGGUUUUUCUUGAUUACCUGAUUCCGAAAAAGGAUUCGAUGGAUAACACAUUAGAUCCAUCGGCAUGACUGAAAAGGUGCUAUACCCAGGCGCUGGCGUCAAGAUGGAGCAUUUCCAGGCGGCGCUGGAUCCUCGCAAGCAGGAGCUGCUGGAAGCUCGCUUUCUAGGCGCCAAGGUGAGCGCAGGGGCGAUACUAGUAGAAACCCAGCGAGUCACCGAGUACAGGACGAUGUCAGCUGGGUCACAAAUUCAGAUGGCACCACAAACUACUGUCAACACGGGGCAGCCACAACAUAAUCAGGACUCCAAUAUGAGCACAGGGUCUUCGCAUAGUGACAAAGAAGUAGAUGCUUUGACUCCUGAAAAAUCAGCUGCAAUGCGAGGCUCUAACGUUGGGCCCGGUAGUGCUCUUGUACCACCAAGUGGUGCUACACCUACUAUAGCAAUGCCAGAAAAGAAAAUAAGAAAGCGGAAAGGUGAAGAAGGUGUAGGUGGGGGAGGAGGUGGAAAACAAAGACAUAAUUCAUCAGAUAAGAAUAUCCGAGAAUAUUUUUCAAAGCAUCCCUCAUCCAGUCCUGUUCGGCACGCUGGAGCUAAGUCACCUUCACCCCAGGGUGCUAACUAUCCCAUGUACCCACCGUCACCUUCAUCAUUGCUGCCUUCAGCUGACUUUUUACGUUCCGCCUCGCAACAGCGACCUCAUACUUCUGUUAAACAGAUUCAAACAGAACUGACGUGUCAGAGGAUACAAGAGUUAGAAACUCAAGCUUCAUCUGACUUAGAAGUAAGAAACAAUAGAAUAGAUGAAUUAACAAGAAGUAAUGAAGAGUUAAAACAUCAAGUUCAAGCACAGAGCAAGGUAAUAGACCAGCAUAAGUCACAUAUAAACAAAUGUAUAGAAGUGGUAAAGAAAUUAUUAAAUGAGAAAAGUACUAUUGAAAAGAAGGAAGCCCGACAGAGAUGUAUGCAAAAUAGGUUAAGGCUUGGUCAGUUCGUUACGCAACGUGUCGGCGCUACUUUCCAAGAGAACUGGACUGAUGGAUAUGCAUUUCAAGAACUCACAAGGCGGCAAGAAGAAAUAACGGCGGAAAAAGAAGAAAUAGAUAGGCAGAAAAAGUUACUGUCAAAGAAGCGGCCGUCGAAUAACGAGGGGGGCGGUGGUCGGGGCAAACGUACCUCGAGUGUGUCCGCUCCGUCCACGCCGCAACCACAGCCGUUACAUAACGGUACGGACGCGCCUACCUUCCUCAAACCAGACCCCCUGCCUAGUAUGACGUGGCAGGAGUACUAUGAGGCUGACGAGAUAUUAAAGUUGAGGCAAAGUGCCUUGAAAAAGGAAGAUACAGAUUUGCAGCUAGAAAUGGAAAAAUUAGAAAGGGAAAGAAAUCUACACAUUCGUGAACUGAAGCGGAUACAUAAUGAGGAUCAGAGUCGCUUUUCACAACAUCCUGUUCUCUCUGAUAGAUAUUUGCUACUAAUGCUGUUAGGCAAAGGUGGUUUUAGUGAAGUACAUAAAGCAUUUGACCUUCGGGAGCAGCGAUACACUGCCUGCAAGGUUCAUCAGCUUAACAAAGACUGGAAAGAAGACAAAAAGGCCAACUACAUCAAACAUGCACUUCGGGAGUACAAUAUACACAAAGCUCUAGAUCACCCACGAAUUGUUAAACUUUAUGAUGUAUUUGAAAUAGAUGGCAACUCAUUUUGUACUGUUCUUGAAUAUUGUAAUGGACAUGAUCUCGACUUUUAUCUUAAACAGCACAAGACUAUACCGGAGCGUGAGGCCCGAUCUAUCGUUAUGCAAGUGGUGUCAGCUCUUAAGUACCUGAAUGAGAUUAAGCCACCAGUGAUACAUUAUGACUUGAAGCCGGGUAACAUUCUGUUGACGGAGGGCAACGUGUGUGGUGAGAUUAAAAUCACUGACUUUGGCCUCUCCAAGGUUAUGGAUGAGGAGAAUUACAACCCUGACCACGGCAUGGAUCUCACCAGCCAAGGCGCAGGCACAUAUUGGUAUUUGCCACCAGAAUGCUUUGUAGUAGGCAAGAACCCACCAAAGAUCAGUAGUAAGGUGGAUGUUUGGAGUGUAGGUGUUAUCUUCUAUCAGUGUCUGUAUGGCAAAAAGCCCUUCGGACACAACCAAAGUCAAGCGACAAUAUUAGAAGAAAACACAAUUUUAAAGGCGACUGAAGUUCAGUUUGCAAACAAACCAACAGUCAGUAAUGAGGCUAAGAGCUUCAUCCGCGCGUGCUUGGCGUACCGCAAGGAGGAGCGCAUCGACGUGUUCGGGCUGGCGCGGCACGAGUACCUGCAGCCGCCCAUGCCCAAGCCGCGCGGCGCGGCGGGCGCGGGCGGCGCGGCCGGCAGCGCGGCGGGCGGCGCGGCGCCGGCCGCCUUCAGCGCGGGCCUGUUCGCGGCCGGCUCGUCGUCCUAGCCGCGCCGCGCGCGCCCGCGCCGCCCGCGCCCGCCGCGCCCCUGACGCCGAGGCGCGCCCGACCGGCUCGUGCCUGUACGCCUGUAAAAUGACUAUAUCGUUUACGGAUUCAAUUGUUUAAGAUUAUGCUUACUGUUGACUGUAUUUAUUGAGCGGGUGAUAAAAUGUGAUUAUCCAUUUAUGAAUGGUUUUAUCCUUUUGUCACUAGAGAAGAAUCCUUGGGACUAUCCCUAGCAUAUUAUAUAAGUUAUCCCUAUUAAAAAAGUUAAAAUAUGG